Astyanax mexicanus (Mexican tetra) is the source of this 3152-nucleotide messenger RNA. RefSeq names its product anosmin-1 (gene anos1). Gene Ontology annotation, molecular function: protein binding; peptidase inhibitor activity. Gene Ontology annotation, biological process: neuron differentiation. The transcript is spliced from 14 exons. The record is from RefSeq and is a predicted model, not a curated record. Bases 31 to 2031 code for a protein of 666 amino acids. Gene Ontology annotation, cellular component: cell surface; extracellular region. NCBI's taxonomy places the organism in Eukaryota, Metazoa, Chordata, Actinopteri, Characiformes, Acestrorhamphidae.
GGCGCGAGCGGAGCGGACCGGAGCGCAGUGAUGCCGUCGAGCAGCGCGAGGAGCGCGUGCAGCCUGGCCGCGUGCAUGUGGAUUAUUACGGCGGCGCUGUGGGGCGCGAGCGCGGCGAGGCGCGAGGACGUGGCGGCGGCGGGCAGCGUGAACCGCGCGCGCUGCGCCUCGCGCUGCCUCAGCCUGCACAUCACCCGUAUCUCCGCGUUUUUUAAACAUUUCCAGGGUAACGGAUCUUUGGUAUGGUGUCAGAAUCACAAGCAGUGCUCUAAGUGUUUGGAACCCUGCAAAGCAUCAUGGGACCUGAAGGAGAACCAGUGUCAGGACCUGUGUGAGACUCUGUUUCCUAAGAAGCAUUACGAGUGUCUGACGAGUUGUGAGUUUUUGCGCAGUGUGGAAUCAGCGAAGCAGGGAGAUUGUCCAGCUCCAGAACGAGCCAGCGGAUUCGCCGCCGCCUGUGUUGAGAGCUGUGAGGAGGAUGCAGAAUGUCCCGCCCACAGGAAGUGCUGCUCCAAUGGUUGUGGACACACCUGCCAGGUUCCCAGGAACCUGUAUAAAGGAGCUCCUCUGAAGCCCAGAAAGGAGCUGGUGUUUGUGGAGCAGCCAGCAGGGCCGCUGGAGGUUCGCUGGUCCUCCAAGUUCAACAUCUCGGUGGAGCCGGUGGUGUAUGUGGUGCAGCGUCGCUGGAACCACGGCAUCCACCCCAGCGAGGACGACGCCACGCCAUGGCAGGACGUGGCACAGGUGGCAGAGGAACGGGUCCAGUUGGUGGACACCAGGCCCAGCAGGUGGUACCAGUUCCGCGUGGCGGCCGUAAACGUCCACGGCACCCGCGGCUUCACGGCCCCCAGCAAACAUUUCCGCUCGGCCAGAGACCCGUCUCCUCCCCCGUCCCCCUCUGGACUGAAAGUGAGCAACAUAUCUUCAGGGAAGGACGGGUUUCUGACGGCUCGGCUGGACUGGACUCUUCCUGAAGAGUCUGAUGUUCCUGUUCAUCAUUUUAAAGUGUUCUGGAGCUGGACGGUUCCUGGAAAAGCUCUGGUUCCGACCAAGAAGAAGAGGAGAAAGACCACCAGCGGGGCUAAAAGCUCGGUGGAUUUGGAGGGUCUGGUGGGGAACAGCUCGUAUACGGUAGAGCUGCAGGCCGUGGCGUACUGGGGUCAGGUUCGGCUAAAGAGCCCCAAAGCCUCGCUGCAGUUCAGCACAGCGCCGGAAAACAACCACUCGAAAAUCUCCACCAAGCUGAAGAAGGAGGAGUUUCCAGCGGGGAAGAGGCCGGCGAGCAUGCUGGAGGUCGGCACUCCGUUCUACCAGGAUGGACAACUGCAGGUCCGCGUUUACUGGAAGAAGAGAGGAGACUCCUCAGCAACCCGUCAUCAUGUCCAGUGGACGGCGGAACACUGCAGCCACAACGAGACGUCACAGCCGGAGAAAUCCGUCACACAGGAAAACUACAUCAACCUGCCUGGCCUGCUGUUCUCCUGUAAGUACAGAGUGAGCGUCUACACCCUGAAGAACAAACGCCGCUCUGAGGACGACAGCACCACCUUCAUCACCCCGUCCUGCUCCACCCUGCGCACCAAAACCCACAAACCAAUCACCUGCCCGGGAGAGGGAGGAGCUCCAAAGGUUUUGGCGAAGCCGGAGAACCUGACGGCGUCCUUCAGCACCCACGAGGGAAACGUCACCGGAAACUUCCACUGGAGAAUAUCCCACCCACAACCCCAACACACAAUCACAGGCUUUCAGGUGACGUGGGCGGAGGUUACCACGACCAGCCGACAGAACAGCCUCCCCAACAGCAUCAUCUCCCAAUCGCAAAUUUUACCUCCAGACCAUAAUUUCCUCGUGGUGUCCAGCCUCAGACCGGCCAGUUUGUACCGGCUGGAGGUGCAGGUCAUCACCACGGCGGGGGAGGGGCCGGCCACCAUGAAGACGUUUCAUACACCCGUCAUUUUCUCCACCCUGCAACACAAGCCUAAACUUCGUCAGCACCCACAGCAUCAGAGACCCUCAUCAGUAAAACACUGAGAGGCUGAAUAUCAACCUUCUGGACUCUGGGCUUCUCCUUCAGUCUCCUUCAGUCAAAAACGUUUCUGAGCUGCUUCUCUUUUCUUCUUGAUUUAGUUUGGAGCAGUGCAGGUUUGGAAUGUGUUCACUCUGGACUCCUCGUUUAUAAAAAUGCUUUCCUCCUCUCGAGCCACGUUAACGCGGCGAGGUCAAGGUUGAGAGUCCACGUUUCUCCUCUCUUGCUUUUUCUUUCCUCUCUCUGAAUAGAUGAAUGUAUCUUUGGAGCUGCGGAUUCUGGCGGCGUUUGGUUGGACGGGACGUACGUAUCAAGGCUGAGAAGUGCGAUUGGAAUUUAAAUUUUCUAUAUUUUUUCCAUGCGGGAACAGACUGUCACUUUGGCUUUUUUUUUUGUUUGCAGUACGACUCUGAUUCACCUCUAAAAUGAGUUAAAACAGCAUUAAAAGUGCAUGUCAAACCUUUUAUUGUUCGGUAGGCAUGAAAAUAAUCUGUGUUACCGCUUUGUGAAUAUGUUAGUAAUAUUCCAUUAACAGAUUAACAGAGACCUAUAUGAGACCUAUGAGUAAUAUUACUGUAUUGUUUAUUAUUAAUGACCAUAUAUAUGCUUUUUGUGUGAUAUUUUUGAACGAACUGAUGAAACUGUGUAUAUGUUCUUGGCUGUAGAGAUAUUUGUUGUGAAACAGUCAUUGAAUGCCAAUAUUUAUUUAUGUGUGUAUUUUCAAUUUUUUUGAUUUAUGUGUACUGAGUGUGUGAAUGUGUGUUUGUAUUUCGGAAUCCGACAGCUUCUUGUAAAGACAUUUUGUAAAAAAUGGAAUUGUAAAUAUAGUCCUAUGUUAUGUUAUUUUUCAGUGGUUAGACCCUGUACAUACUGUCCAGUAAUAAAAAAAAUAAUCUCCCGGUUCCUUAAACCCCGUGUCGGACUCUUCCUGUUUACUUCCUGUUUGCCUGUUUCAGUGGUUAGACCCUGUACAUACUGUCAAGUAAUAAAAUAAUCUCCCAGUUCCUUUAAACCCGUGUCGGACUCUUCCUGUUUACUUCCUGUUUACUUCCUGUUUACCUGCUUCAGUGGUUAGACCCUGUACAUACUGUCCAGUAAUAAAAAAAUAAUCUCCCGGUUCCUUAAA